Molecule: messenger RNA, 2205 nt
Organism: Diaporthe amygdali
Lineage: Eukaryota; Fungi; Ascomycota; Sordariomycetes; Diaporthales; Diaporthaceae
Exons: 5
Coding region: 1-2205 (734 amino acids)
Biological process (GO): proteolysis
Molecular function (GO): serine-type endopeptidase activity
Source: RefSeq, a predicted model, not a curated record
AUGUGGAAAUUUCUCAAAUAUGCCGUAAGAGAAACCAAGCCCUUAAAAGAGGGGGCGGCGGCUCUGUUUCUAUUUCACAAUGUUCUUGCUCUGACGCCCCUGGAGUCGCUCUCUACCAAUGGAUACAAGCCUGCUAUUCCCAACCCCACUGGCAAGAGAUUCGCAUUAGUCAAUGGCGCGAACUUCACUUUUGACGAAGGCAGCGGCUUCAUCACUGGGAUCACUGUCUUUUGGAAUUUCCUCGACCUGACAACUGGCGAUAUCUCGACAUGGUAUCUUGGCUCUGAGAUCUCAGAGGUUGUCUUCGUUGGCCCCAGGUGUACUAGUAUCCUCUACAUCAAUGGCUCACAGGCAGAAAUCGACGGCACGACACUACCUGCGCCAUACGCUGGCCUCAAGGCUGUGAAAGCAGCCGACGGUAGCAUAAACUUCUUACUGUACUCCAAGGCCAAUCCAGAUGGGUCAGCCUACAAUCCAAUGCAUGUUGUUGACCCCGUCUCGGUAGGUGGGAGCAGCGGCAGGAUCUACAAUAGCAGCUACGUCCGUGUUUGGAAUCACUGGAUCGCACCUCAACGAAACGCCGUCUUCGGUGGUACCUUGAAGCUGGUAAAUGGAACCUAUAGCCUCGAUGGCGAGCUCACCAACUACGUUUCGGGGAUUUGCGACAUUAACCGUGCCGAAAGCCCGCGGGAUUCUGGCUCAGCUGACCUCAACGAUUAUGAUCUUGCGCCUGACGGUACUCUAGUGGCAUUCAACACCAAGGAUAUCUACCUCCCUCUCGCAAAUUACUCAAGCUCCCAAGUUUAUGUAGUUCCAUUUAAUGGUACGGCGGCUGACGCGGUCCCAGUAAACCCACGCGAUGCGUCAGCAUACCCUGAGGCGCAGGGCUUGUCGUCGUCUCCUAAGUUCUCUCCGGAUGGCUCGAAGCUUCUCUAUACCCAGAUGAACAGCAUCACGAAUGGAAACGAUAAGAGUCUGAUAUAUGUUGCCGAAGUCUCCAACAGAACAUUCCUGCAUGGCUCAACUGCAGACUUUAAUAUAACCCGACUUGCUGGCGAUUGGGACCGGUCUCCGCUCCAGGUAGGCUGGAGUUUGGACUCGGAGUGGAUUUACGCAGGUGCACCAGACCGAGGGGCAGGAGUUAUAUUUGCCCUGCCUAUCACCGCGAACGAAUCGUAUGAGCCCUAUAACCUUACGUACGGCAGCACAGUGCUUGGAGCGUACGCACUACCGAACAACACUUUGCUUAUCACCGACACCAAAUUCUGGACUCCGUGCGAUAUUUAUAGCGUGAGAUUUGAUGCCAAAGCAGUCAAACAUACCUACUUUAGAGCAAAUGAGGCAGACCCGAUCCUUUCUGCCGCAGGUUUGAACUCAUCAAUCGCCUCGGAAUUCUACUACACCACGAACACCUCGGAAACCCAGCAACAGGCUUGGGUGGUCUAUCCUAGGAACUUUGACCCCUCCAAGAAAUAUCCACUGGCGCUCAUCAGCCAUGGUGGCCCGGAGGCUGCCAGUUUCAACAUGUGGGGUUUUGAAGGACAGUUUAACUUCAAGGUCUGGGCAGAUCAGGGGUAUGUCGUUGUUGCGCCCAACCCAACCGGAAGUUGGGGAUGGGGUCAGAAUUUGACCGACGCCGCUUACGGGACUUGGGGCUCGUACAUAUUCUGGGAUAUCAUCAAUUGCUGGCAAUAUGUCAAGGACAACUUGCCGUUUGUCGAUGUGGAGAACGGCAUCCAUGCUGGCGCCAGCUUUGGGGGCUAUAUGUCCAAUUGGAUCCAAGGACAAGAGUUCGGUCGCAGAUUCAAAGCCUUGGUCACACAUCAGGGAGCCACUCUUACACAAGCACAGGGCGCGACAGAUCAGCUUGACUUCCCGUUCAAUGACUUCCUGGGACCCUUAAACUCAACCGCCUUCAAGCCAGGAAACCCAUACUAUGACUUUAACCCGCUCCUAUACGUUGAAAACUGGGCGACGCCGCAUUUCGUCGUUCACAGCUCGCUAGACUACAGGCUGGCCGAGGCCGAGGGCAUCAUGCUCUUCAACCUCCUGCAGCAGAAUGGAGUGCCCAGCAAGUUGCUCAAUUUUCCUGAUGAGGGCCACAUCAUUGAAAACCCAGCCAAUCAAAUGGUGUGGUACAACGAGAUAUUUGACUUUAUAAAUCACUACAGUGGCGCGGGGAAGCAGAGCCCGGGGCCAUACUGA